Setaria italica (foxtail millet) is the source of this 1644-nucleotide messenger RNA. Its product is annotated as probable nucleoredoxin 2. The transcript is spliced from 3 exons. The record is from RefSeq and is a predicted model, not a curated record. Bases 222 to 1415 code for a protein of 397 amino acids. NCBI's taxonomy places the organism in Eukaryota, Viridiplantae, Streptophyta, Magnoliopsida, Poales, Poaceae.
GCCGAGAGCCAGAGGGCAGCGGCGCGUUGGCCAUUUAUAUCUGUGGUGCCGCGCGAGGGCGCGUCGCGUCGCGUAGUCGCGGGCUGCGGAGGCACAGUGCACGGCAGCGUCAGGCACCGGCGAGCCUUCGGCCUCUCGGCUUAAUAUCUCCGCGCGUCUCCAGACCAGCUGCUGUUGGCCGGGACAGGGAAAGCGUCGGAGGAAGAGCACGGGAAGUGGACAUGGCUGGUGUUCUGCUGGAGGUGGAAGAAGCGCCGGAGGGUGGGGGAGGCAUACGCUCCGUGCUGACCAUGGGUUCGCUGGUCUCUCCCUCCGGGAACGAGGUGCACUUUCCAGAGCUCGAUGGCAAGAUCAUCGGCCUCUACUUCGCUGCAAACUGGUACCCGAAAUGCGAGGCCUUCACCCCGGUGCUGGCCGCGGCCUACCAGCAUCUCAAGGAGCGCGGCGCCGGCUUCGAGGUGGUCCUGGUGUCGUGCGACGAGGACCGGCCGUCGUUCGAGAGGUUCCACCGCACCAUGCCGUGGCCGGCCGUGCCCUUCGGCGAUCUCCAGUGCAAGAAGCGCCUCAGCGAGAGGUUCCAGGUCGAGGGCAUCCCGCGCCUGGUGGUGCUCGCCCCGGACGGCGAGGUCGUUCACCCGGACGCCGCCGACCUCGUGCACCGCUACGGCGAGAGGGCGUUCCCGUUCACGGCGGCGCGGGUGGCGGAGCUGGAGGCUGACGACCAGCACAAGUACGCGUCCCAGACGCUGGAGAAGCUCUUCUCCAUCGACGGGAAAGAGUUCGUGAACGGUGGCAACGAACAGGUUCCGAUCUCGAGCCUGGUGGGGAAGACGGUGGGCCUCUACUUCUCGGCGCACCAGUGCGCGCCGUGCAUGAAGUUCACGGCGAAGCUGGCGGCCAUCUACCGCAGCCUCAAGGGGAGAGCGAAGGACUUCGAGAUCGUGUACAUCCCCAUGGACAAGGAGGAGGACGGGUACCUGCGCUCGUGCAGCGACAUGCCGUGGCUGGCGCUCCCCUACGACGGGGCGCCGUCGCGGGCGCUGGCGAGGUACUUCGACGUGCGGGAGAUCCCGACGCUGGUGGUGGUCGGGCCCGACGGCAAGACGGUGACGCGCGACGGCCGGAACCUGGUGAACCUCUACUUCGACAUGGCGUUCCCGUUCACGGACGCGCAGAUCAGGCAGCUGCAGGAGGCGGAGGACGAGGCGGCCAAGGGAUACCCGCAGUCGCUGCGCCACCGGGGCCACCGCCACGAGCUCAGCAUCGUGUCGGAGAAGUCCGGGGGAGGGCCGUACAUCUGCUGCGAGUGCGAGGAGCAGGGGCUUGGAUGGGCGUACCAGUGCAUCGCCUGCGGCUACGAGAUCCACCUCAGGUGCGGCCGGAACGCCGAGGGCGGCAGCGCGGGGACCGGUUAGCGGGUAUCUACCUAGACUAGCUAGCUGUGUAUUGGACGUGGUCUGUGUUUUGUUCCCAACAAACGUCAGCUUGCUCUUGUCAAGUCUGAUGCUAAAAUAGAUGAGAAAUGGCCUUCGUUGUAAGGUUUAGGUGGUUGGCUGAGUGCUGAAGAAUUGCAGCUGCAGCCUUGCAGGUGUUAAGCAAACCUUGAUGAUGCCCAAUCAAUCUAGUUGAGUUUCUACUGUGCCA